CCUAGCUGGUGGAUCAGCCUUUGUAUUAUCCAGUCCCUUCAGCUGUUUGUUUGUAUCACAGAAAAUGAAUGGAUUAAGGUGAAGACCUGGUCUAAUGCUAGAAAUCCGUGGAGGAGUCUGAAGGAGAUCACCCCAUCGACACUUUUGUCUGAACAUUGUUUUAUGGCGUCGGGUCUAUCGCCACCUGUUGGCAAGUGUCGGUAUCUGCAAGCAGUGCGUUCGCUUUCUCAAGCCCUCAGACCCAUAGUGUCGCUACCUGGAACACCAACCUACAGAUUAGCCAAGGAACUACACCAAAGACUAAAACACCUAGUAGAAGACUCCCACCACUCCAUUCGCUCCACCCAAGAAUUCCCGAACACCAUCAAUAACACAAAGAUAGUAGAGGAUGAAAUAAUGGUCUCCUUUGACGUAACAGCCCUGUUCACAUCCAUCAACAUCAACCUGGCUAAAGAAACACUGACGACACUAUUAGAAGAACCGAAGACACAUACACCAGACACCACCAGCCUCAUCAGCAAGGACAACAUCAUCAAGCUAGUGGACCUAUGCCUCACCACCCACUUCACUUUCACUAAUAAAACCUACAGACAAACCAACGGUACACCCACGGGAUCUCCGAUAUCAGGGUUCUUAGCAGAGGCAGUAAUGCAGAGACUCGAACAAACAGCUCUGCCAACCAUCCAACCCAAACUUUGGGUCCGCUAUGUUGAUGACACCUUUGUCAUCAAUAAACAAAACAAAUUAGAGGAAACCUUCAAGACCAUCAAUAAUACCCUUUACUGGCAUAACAUUCACAAAAGAGGAGGAAAACAACAACAAUCUGCCAUUCCUAGAUGUCACAGUAGAGCGAACAGUCAAUGGGGAACUUCAAACCAGCGUCUACAGGAAAACAACACAUACGGACCAAAUACUGAACUACAGGAGCAACCAUCCCAACACCCACAAACGAAGCUGCAUUAGAACAUUAUUCCAACGAGCCACCACACACUGCAGCACAGAGGAACUACGAAGAGCAGAAGAAAAUACAGCGUAUUCAAAAAGAAUGUGUACUCAGCAACAAACCCAAACAAACAGACAAAACGGGCCCAGAAACCAUAACCACGCUCCCCUACAUCAAAAACAUUUCCGAAAUGACUGCCAGACUACUCGGACCUCUUGGCAUCAGCUUCCAUCGUGAAUAUGAAUCUGACCAAUCCUAGUUUCAUUUGUGAUGUGUCCUAGCUGGCAACUAGGCAACAUCAAAAAUGUGAUGUCGUCUCUUCUCUGUGUUUGUAGUUCCUCAGGCCUCUGAUUGUUUCGGUGAUGAAAACAGUAAAAUGGGCAACAAGUCCCGAGAAUAGUGUAGACCUCCAAUUGUACAGUACCUCCUCAGAUCUUUGCUUGGGGACUUUGCACAUCACGUUGGUGCCAGUUUCUGCUUCUCAACUGGUCAGUCACUGAAACGGCUGGAGCUCGAGAUCACCCACAUACACUGUAUCUGCAGGUUCAGCUCAAACAAUUAUAGCAACGACGUAUCUACCUCUCACCCACCAGACCUUUAUUAUGAGAUUGCAUUUACACAGCACCAUCAAUGCUUCACCUCGGUUCCACUCGGCUGUGAUACCGUACUGUCCAAUCAGAGUGGUGUGUCCCUUUUGAUCUUUUGAUUUUACAUUUUGUAUCUGACACCUAUCUCACUACCCCGGAUGAAGGAGUGAUGCUCUGAAAGCUUGUGGUUUCAAAUAAACCUGUUGGACUAUAACCUGGUGUCACGUAAUUUCUGACCUUGCCUGCACCAGUCCAACCCCGUCCCCAGCGGGUGAUUUUGCACAGUUUGCUGACGUCUGUUUCCCUGAAUCAACGGAUCAACAUCAGAAUGUACAUUGAAAAGAUACUAGCUCGGGGCCAUGCGGAUGCAUUGCUUUGGGUCAAGUUCUCCAAUUUAACCCACGCAAAAUUCAUGACAAGAUUGAAUUCAACAUACACCCAUCAGGACCCUCUCUUCCCCUGCUCCACACAGAGUGAGACAGAGACAAGCAGCGGGAUUUGACCCCUCUUCGUAAUUCCCCGCUGCCUGUAGAAAGCGGCCACUGCAGCUUCGAUCAGCGGCUUCCUGCUCGUCC
Messenger RNA from Stegostoma tigrinum, 2105 nucleotides. RefSeq lists its product as uncharacterized. The coding region runs from base 163 to 963 and encodes 266 amino acids. The transcript is spliced from 2 exons. The record is from RefSeq and is a predicted model, not a curated record. Lineage: Eukaryota; Metazoa; Chordata; Chondrichthyes; Orectolobiformes; Stegostomatidae.